GAUAACCUUUCCAACGUGGUCGUCGCUGCUGCUGGCUGCUCCAGUUGCCAACGACUUCGACAGCGUCGCUAGAUUACAGCGCUCAGUCUGCCCGCAAAGCGUGUAAGGAACGCACGUUCAAAAUCCGACUUGCAAACUUUUAAGAAAAGAUCAAAAGAACGUUGUAAAGAUUUAAACCCCUCUAUUUGAAUACCAGACAUUAACAGUUAACCAACUGAGAGAUGGGCAUUCUGCGAUAUUACGAUGUGGCCGCAUUCGAUGCUGAGGAGGAGCAGCGUCUGCUGCAGCGUCUGCAGGCAGUUGAUCCGCAGCUGGUGUCCGUUAGACUGGAGCGUUGCUAUCACCUGGAGUACGACAAUCGGAGCAGUGGCAGUGGCAGUGGCCAACAUCCUUUGCCACUGGUUGAGUUGAUGUGUUGGCUGGUUAAGCAACCACUUCAGGCGGAGCAAUCUCUUAGCAAGCGGGCAGCUCUGCAGCUGAAGGAUGAGCGCACUCAAUUGCUGGUGGAGAUUGGGCCACGUUUCAAUUUCUCGACGCCGUACUCCACGAACUGUGUGAACAUCUUUCAGAAUCUUGGCUACAAGGAGGUGCGACGCAUGGAAUGCUCCACAAUUUAUUUGCUGACAUUUGCCCAGGCGGCGGCGACACGUGAAUUAUCCCGUUAUGUGUCAGUGCUCGGGGAUCGGAUGACGCAGUGCAUCUAUACGGAGAGUAAUAUGCCGCGUGAUAGUUUCGAUGAGCAGCUGCCGGCCGAGCAAGCCGCCUGGAGCUAUGUGCCCGUGCUGGAACAGGGACGUCCGGCGCUGGAGGAGAUCAAUCGGGAGCUGGGCUUGGCGUUCACCGACUACGAUUUGGAUUACUAUGCGGAGCUGUUUGGCCAGACGCUGAAGCGAAAUCCGACCACUGUGGAACUCUUCGAUUGUGCGCAGAGCAACAGUGAGCACUCCCGCCACUGGUUCUUCCGCGGACGCAUGCUGCACGCGGGCAAGGAGCUGCCGCGCACACUGAUUCAGCUCAUCAUGGACACGCAGAGCAAUACGAAUCCCAAUAAUACGAUUAAAUUCAGUGAUAAUAGUAGCGCCAUUGUGGGCUUCACGCAUGAUGCACUGCAGCCGCUGGAGAUUGGCGUGCCGGGUGCUGUUCAAGUGCAGCGCAUUGAAUCCGAUUUGAUAUUCACGGCGGAGACGCACAAUAUGCCCACGGCUGUGGCACCCUUCAGUGGCGCCACCACCGGCACUGGUGGUCGGCUGCGCGAUGUUCAGGGUGUGGGUCGGGGUGGAUUACCCAUUGCCGGCACCGCCGGCUACUGUGUGGGUGCUCUCCACAUUCCGGGCUACAGUCAGCCCUAUGAACCCAAGGGAAUGAAGUAUCCCGGCUCGUUUGCCCCGCCGCUGCAGGUGCUGAUCGAGGCGAGCAAUGGUGCCUCGGACUAUGGCAAUAAAUUUGGUGAGCCGCUCAUCGCUGGCUUUGCCAUAUCGUAUGGUCUGCAGAAUGCGGCUGCACCCCAGAUCCGGGAGGAGUACGUCAAGCCCAUCAUGUUCAGUGGUGGACUGGGCACCAUGCCCGCCUCCAUGCGCCACAAACUGACGCCGGAGCGAGGCCAGCUGCUGGCGAAGAUUGGCGGGCCAGUUUAUCGCAUUGGCGUUGGCGGCGGCGCCGCUAGCUCCGUGGAGGUUCAGGGCUCCGGCGAUGCUGAACUCGACUUUAAUGCCGUGCAGCGUGGCGAUCCGGAGAUGGAGAAUAAAUUGAAUCGCGUGGUUCGCGCCUGCAUUGAGCUGGGCCCCCGUAAUCCCAUCCUGGCCAUACACGAUCAGGGCGCGGGUGGCAAUGGGAAUGUGUUGAAGGAACUUGUCGAACCGGGCUUUGCGGGCGCCAUCAUCUUCAGCGGUGAAUUCAAGUUGGGCGAUCCCACAAUCACCGCCCUGGAGCUGUGGGGCGCCGAGUACCAGGAGAACAAUGCGAUUCUCUGCAAGCCAGAGGAUCGAGAGUUGCUCGAACGGAUCUGUGCACGCGAACGUUGCCCCAUUAGCUUUGUGGGCGUGGUCACUGGCGAUGGCCGGGUCACACUGGUGGAGCAGGCGGCUCCCACCGAUCUGCAGCAAGCUCUGCUGCCCGAGGUGCGCAAAAGUUUUGGAGCCACGCCUUUUGAUCUGGAGUUGUCGUAUGUGCUGGGCGAUAUGCCCAAGCGCACCUACGAUCUCGCCGAAAUACCCAUUCCACGCCAGUUGCUUCAGCUGCCCCAGAAUAUGCUGGUUGCGGAUGCACUGCAGCGCGUCCUGAGCAUUGUCGCCGUGGGCAGCAAACGCUUCCUGACCAACAAAGUGGAUCGCUGUGUCGGCGGCCUCAUUGCCCAGCAGCAGUGUGUGGGCCCCCUUCAGGCGCCCUUAUCGGAUUACGCACUGACCACCGUCUCACAUUUCAGCACGGCCGGCAUUGCCACUUCCAUUGGCACGCAGCCCAUCAUGGGUCUCAUUAGUCCAGUGCACAUGGCGCACAUGUGCGUGGCCGAGGCGCUGAGUAAUCUGGUCUUUGUGAAGAUCAGCGAGAUGGCGGACAUCAAGUGCUCGGGCAAUUGGAUGUGGGCGGCCAAGUUGCCCGGCGAGGGCUACAAAAUGUACCAGGCUUGUCUGGCGCUGAGCAAGGUGCUGCAGGAGUUGCGCAUUGGUAUUGACGGCGGCAAGGAUUCGCUGUCGAUGGCCGCCAAAGUGGAUGGCGAAGUCAUCAAAUCACCGGGCACCCUUGUCCUGUCCACCUAUGCGCCGUGUCCGGAUGUGCGUGUACGAAUUACGCCCGAUCUCAAGGGUCCGGCAUGUGGCGGCAAGGAGACCGCUUUGCUUUGGAUCAAUAUUGAGAGAUGUGCACGUCUUGGUGGAUCGGCACUGGCCCAGGCCUACUCGCAGCAGGGCGAAUCGACGCCCAACAUGCUGCAGACUCAAGUGCUGACCAAGGCUUUUGAGGUGACUCAAACGCUGCUGGGCGAGAAACUAUUGCUGGCCGGACACGAUGUCAGCGAUGGCGGUUUGAUUGUUUGUCUGCUGGAGAUGGCAAUCGGUGGACUAAGUGGACUCCAGCUGGACAUCGGGGAGGCAACAGCGGGCGUUUCCAGCUACGAUGCAGUCAGCGACAAGAUUGGCAACGACACCUGUCUGCUGUUCAGCGAGGAAUGUGGCUGGGUGCUGGAGGUGGAAGUAUCCCAACUGGAAUUGGUUCGCUCUCGAUUCAAGCAGGCUGGCGUACCCAACUAUUAUCUGGGCAAGACUCGCGGCUAUGGUUUGGCCAACUCACGUGUGAUCAUCCAAAAUGGCAGCAAAACGCUGCUUGAUGAACCGUUGCUCGAACUGUACCAGCAAUGGGAGCGCACCAGCUACGAGCUGGAGAAGCUCCAGGCAAAUGUCGUCUGUGUCCAAUCCGAAUACGAUAGCCUUAACUAUCGCCAAGCGCCACAAUAUAAGGCACCUGCCAAUCUGCAUGCGGAGCUUACCCUGAAGCGCUGUGUUCAACCCAUUCGGGUGGCUGUGCUCCGCGAGGAGGGCGUCAACAGCGAGCGCGAAAUGAUGGCCAGUCUUCUGAGGGCCAACUUUGAGGUGCACGAUGUGACCAUGUCGGAUCUGCUCGCAGGCACCACCAGCUUGUCGCAGUAUCGUGGCUUGGUCUUUCCAGGCGGAUUCAGCUAUGCGGACACCUUGGGCUCCGCCAAGGGCUGGGCAGCGAACAUUCUGCACAGCUCCGUGCUGCAGCCCCAAUUUGAAGCAUUCAAAAGGCGUACGGAUGUCUUCUCGCUGGGCAUUUGCAAUGGCUGCCAGCUGAUGACGCUGAUUGGCUUCGUGGGCAGCACAACAGUCGCAAAUCCCGCUAAUCCCGAGGUGGCUCUGUUGCACAAUCUGUCGCAGCGCUUUGAAUGCCGCUGGUCAACAGUAAGGAUACCGCCCAAUCGGUCCAUCAUGCUGAGCAACAUGCACGACCUGGUCCUGGGCUGCUGGGUGGCUCAUGGCGAGGGACGAUUCGCGUUCCGGCGCGAGGAGUUGUUGAGUCAGUUGCACAAGGAGCAACUGGUGACGCUGCAGUAUGUGAAUGAUGAGGGCGUGCCCACCACCACCUAUCCCAUGAAUCCCAAUGGCAGUCCCCAGGGCAUCGCUGGCCUCUGUUCGCCGGAUGGCCGUCAUUUGGCCCUGAUGCCGCAUCCCGAGCGCUGCAGCGCCAUGUAUCAGUGGCCCUAUGUGCCGCCGGGCUUUGCAGUCGACGCAGGCACCCAGAUGGAGAGUCCUUGGCAGCUGAUGUUCAACAACGCCUACAAUUGGUGUGCACAACUACUGGACUAAUAUAGACCGACAUUCCAAUUAUUCUUCAUUCUACUCUAUUAUUGACAUUUAUUCUCAUUACUUUUCUACUUGCCAUUUUAUAUUGUAUGCAAUAUUUAAAUAUUAAAUAAACACACAUAAUUAUCUCUAAAA
Molecule: messenger RNA, 4451 nt
Organism: Drosophila grimshawi
Lineage: Eukaryota; Metazoa; Arthropoda; Insecta; Diptera; Drosophilidae
Gene: Pfas
Product: phosphoribosylformylglycinamidine synthase
Exons: 4
Coding region: 222-4319 (1365 amino acids)
Biological process (GO): 'de novo' IMP biosynthetic process
Molecular function (GO): phosphoribosylformylglycinamidine synthase activity
Source: RefSeq, a predicted model, not a curated record